GAUGAAGAUGGCGCAGCACCGGCGCUGAAGAGGUUCCCCGUUCACCCCGUCAAAUCACGGAAAAUCGCGUCGAGUACGCGUAAAAGAGCGCCGCGCGCGCACGCGACUCGAGAAACGCUCAAGGUUAGCUUGUCCUCUUCUUGUUUGUUGGAUUCCGGCGGCAAAUCACGACUGACCGAGUCGGUGAAAUAAAUACACGAGCGUCUCCAUCCUCAGAUGCUGCUGCGCCGCCGCAUCCAUAGCGCGAGAUCCCAGGCGCGCGCGGAGCUGACGCGUGAAGCACGUCUGUGUGAUGAGACACACGGCUGUGAGACAAACACGUCUGACCGUCUGCUUCAACUUUAAUUCAUGUGUCACCGUACAUGACAUUUAACCGAAACUCUUCUAAUACCUUGGUUAUUUUACCGGGAUCAUGUGGACACCGACCGAGGACGAGAAAAUCGGCGUGGUGGUCUGUAGUGUCCGGGGAUCUGUGUCACAUGGUCUGACUCUAGAGCUUGGGGAAACGGUUCAUAUCCUGGAAAAGUGUGAAGGAUGGUACCGAGGAUUUUCCACCAAGAAACCCACAAUCAAGGGGAUCUUCCCAGCCGGCUACGUUCACUUGAAGAAGGCAGUCGUCACGAACAGGGGGCAAUAUGAGACAGUGGUCCCGCUGGAGGACCCCAUCAUUACGGAGGUCACCUCUACGCUGCAGGAGUGGUCCGUCCUGUGGAAGCAGCUGUAUGUGAAGCAUAAAGUCGACCUCUUUUACAAGCUCCGUCACGUGAUGAACGAGUUGAUUGAUCUGAGACGACAACUGCUUUCAGGCCACCUGACCCAGGAUCAAGUCCGUGAAGUCAAACGCCACAUCACUGUACGACUGGACUGGGGCAAUGAACACUUAGGCUUAGAUCUUGUACCCAGGAAGGAGUUCGAAAUGGUCGAUGCGGACCAGAUCAGUGUUUCUGAUCUCUAUAAAAUGCACCUAUCCAGCAGACACAGCGUCCAGCAAAGCACAUCCCAGGAUGGCGGAAGACAAAGACACGGGGAUUCGUGCCGAAUGCCUGUGCCGCACCAUCUCUUUGUCAACCUAAAGAGCUUCACAUACAACACCAUCGGCGAGGACACAGACAUCUUCUUCUCUUUGUAUGACCUGAGAGAAGGCAAGCAAAUCAGUGAGAAGUUUAUGGUGAAACUCAACAAAAAUGGUGGCCCAAAAAACCCAGAGAAGGUGGACCGUCUCUGCGCCCUCUUUACGGACUUAAGCAACAAGGACAUGAAGAGAGAUCUGUACAUUGUGUCCCAGGUCAUCAGGACGGGGCGGAUGUUGUUAAACGACUCAAAGAAAGGCCCCCCUCAUGUCCAGUACCGCCGGCCGUACGGAUGCGCAGUGCUGGCCAUGAGCGACGUCCUACAGACCAUCUCUGAACUCAAAGAGGAGAAAGACUUCGUGCUCAAAGUUUACACGUGUAAUAAUGAAACUGAGUGGUACCAGAUUCAUGAGAACAUUAUCCGCAAGUCCAGCACCAAAUACACCGCCCCCAGCACUAACUACGGUCUAAUCAUCUCACUGCAGCUGUUGAGGGGCGACAUGGAGCAAGUGCGCAAGGAAAACCCUAUCAUAUUCAACCGCGGCGUGGCCAUCACACGCAAACUGGGCUUCCCUGAUGUGAUCAUGCCAGGCGACAUACGCAACGACCUCUACCUCACGCUGGAGAGAGGAGACUUUGAGAGAGGAGGCAAGAGCGUUCAGAAGAACAUCGAGGUCACCAUGUAUGUGCUCUACGCUGACGGAGAGAUCCUCAAAGAGUGCAUUAGUCUGGGCUCAGGAGAACACAACAUCAGCGAGUACCGCUCUUUCGUCCUCUACCACAACAACAGUCCGCGCUGGAGCGAGGUCAUCAAACUGCCCAUCCCCAUCGACCGCUUCCGAGGCUCCCAUCUCCGCUUUGAGUUCAGACACUGCUCAACAAAGGACAAAGGAGAAAAGAAGCUUUUCGGCUUUGCUUUCACUCCACUCAUGAGGGAAGACGGCACCACGCUGUCAGAUGAGAGCCAUGAGCUUUACAUCUACAAGUGUGAUGAAAACACCACCUUCAGUAACCACGCGCUGUACCUGGGGCUGCCCUGCUGUAAAGACGACUUCAACGGCUGCCCGAACAUCCCGUCCAGCCUCAUCUUCCAGCGCAGCACUAAGGAAACCCUCUGGAUAUCCACUCAGCUCUCUUCCACCAAACUGACUCAGAAUGUCGAUCUGCUGGCUUUGUUGAAGUGGAAAGCACAUCCAGACCGUGUAAUGGACAUUUUAGGGAGAUUGCGGCAUGUCUGUGGGGAAGAAAUAGUCAAAUUUCUUCAAGACAUCCUCGACACGCUGUUCUCCAUUCUGGAUGACAACACAGACAAAUACGGACCCCUGGUGUUUCAGUCACUGGUGUUCAUCAUCAAUCUGCUCCGGGAUAGUAAGUUUUAUCACUUCCGGCCUGUGAUGGACACCUACAUCCAGAAGCAUUUUGCAGGAGCGCUGGCUUAUAAAGAGUUGAUUCGCUGUCUGAAGUGGUAUAUGGAUCGAUCAGCAGAAGUUGUUAGACAGGACCACAUCCAGGAAGCCAUGAGGGCUCUAGAGUACCUGUUUAAAUUCAUCGUCCAGUCACGGAUCCUCUACUCCCGGGCCACCUGUGGGAUGGAGGAGGACCAAUUUCGGGCCAGCAUCCAGGAGCUUUUCCAAUCCAUCCGUUUCGUGCUCAGUCUGGACAGCCGCAGCUCUGAGACACUCAUUUUCACCCAGGCUGCCCUACUCAACUCUUUCCCAGCUAUUUUUGACGAGCUUCUCCAGAUGUUCACAGUACAGGAAGUGGCAGAGUUUGUGAGAGGAACUCUGGGUAGCAUGCCUAGUACGGUCCACAUCGGUCAGUCCAUGGAUGUGGUCAAGCUGCAGUCCAUUGCUCGGACUGUGGAUAGCAGGCUUUUCUCCUUCCCAGAAUCAAGGAGAAUUCUCCUUCCUGUUGUUCUCCAUCACAUUCAUCUGCAUCUGCGGCAACAGAAGGAGCUUCUGAUUUGCUCGGGAAUCCUGAGCAGCAUUUUCUCCAUUAUUAAGAGCAGCUCACUGGAGAGCUCUGUGCAGGAGGAGGUAGAGAUGAUGGUGGAGAGUUUGUUGGAUGUGUUGUUGCAGACGCUUUUGGCCAUCAUGAGUAAAUCUCAGUCUCAGGAGGCGGUAAGAGGGCAGCGCUGUCCACAGUGCACGGCUGAGAUCACUGGGGAGUAUGUGUCCUGUUUGUUGUCCCUCUUGCGUCAGAUGUCGGACAUUCAUUUUCAACACCUAAUGGACAACUUCCAAAGCAAAGAGGAGCUAAAGGAGUUCUUGCUGAAGAUUUUCUGUGUAUUCAGAAACCUGAUGAAGCUCAGUAUAUUCCCACGUGACUGGAACGUCAUGAGACUGCUGACCAGCAAUAUCAUUGUGAGCACAACUCAGUAUUUGUCGCCUGCCCUUCAUAAAAGUUUUACAGAUGCUGACUUUGAUUUUAAGGUGUGGAAUUCGUACUUCAGUCUGGCAGUGUUGUUUAUCAACCAGCCCAGUCUACAGCUGGAGACUCUGACACCAGUCAAGCGGAAGAAGGUCUUUGACAAGUAUGGUGAUAUGAGGGUCAUGAUGGCUUAUGAACUGUUUAGCAUGUGGCAGAACUUGGGUGAGAACAAGAUCCACUUCAUACCAGGAAUGAUUGGCCCUUUUCUGGGUGUGACGCUUGUACCACAAAAUGAAGUUCGAAAUAUAAUGAUCCCCAUCUUCCAUGAUAUGAUGGACUGGGAACAGAGAAAGAACGGCAACUUCAAACAGGUGGAGGCAGAACUGAUAGACAAACUGGACAGUCUGGUGUCUGAAGGCAAAGGAGACGAGAAUUACAGAGAACUCUUCAGUUUGCUAACUCAGCUGUUUGGGCCAUACCCCAGUCUGCUGGAGAAGAUCGAGCAGGAGACCUGGAGGGAGACAGGCGUGUCUUUCGUCACAUCUGUCACGCGCCUCAUGGAGAGACUGCUGGACUACAGAGAUUGCAUGAAAGGUGAUGAGACAGAAAACAAGAAGAUCGGUUGCACUGUUAACCUGCUGAAUUUCUACAAGUCGGAGAUUAAUAAGGAGGAGAUGUACAUCAGAUACAUUCACAAGCUGUGCGACAUGCACCUGCAGGCUGAAAACUACACAGAGGCGGCGUUUACGCUCCUGCUGUACUGGGAGCUGCUCCACUGGGAGGAAAGGCCCCUCCGGGAGUUCCUGCACUAUCCUGCGCAGAGCGAAUGGCAUCGCAAAGAGGGGCUCUGUCGUAAGGUCAUCCACUACUUCAACAAGGGAAAGUGUUGGGAGUACGGCAUCCCGCUGUGCCGGGAACUAGCCUUCCAGUACGAGUCCCUGUACGAUUAUCAGAGUCUCAGCUGGAUACGGAAAAUGGAGGCAGCAUAUUAUGACAACAUCAUGGAGCAGCAGCGACUAGAGCCGGAGUUCUUCAGGGUGGGAUUUUAUGGCCGGAAGUUUCCCUUCUUCCUCAGGAAUAAGGAGUUUGUCUGUCGAGGGCAUGACUAUGAGAGACUCGAAGCCUUUCAGCAAAGGAUGCUGGGAGAAUUUCCACAAGCGAUCGCCAUGCAGCACCCAAAUCAACCAGAUGAGGGGAUUUUACAGGGAGAUGCCCAGUACCUCCAGAUCUACGCUGUGACUCCAGUUUCAGAAAACAUGGAUGUGCUGCAGAUGGACCGCGUGCCGGACCGCAUCAAGAGCUUCUACAGAGUCAAUAAUGUCCGCCGCUUCCGCUACGACCGGCCCUUCCACAAGGGCCUGAAAGACAAGGACAACGAAUUUAAGAGUCUCUGGAUCGAGCGGACAACACUCAUCCUGACCCACCCUCUGCCCGGCAUCUCUCGCUGGUUUGAGGUGGAUAAGCGUGAGCUGAUUGAGGUUAGUCCGCUGGAGAACGCCAUAUAUGUGGUGGAGAACAAGAACCAGGAGCUGCGCACCCUGAUCAGUCAGUACCAGCACAAGCAGCUUCACGGAAACAUCAACCUGCUCAGCAUGUGCCUCAACGGGGUGAUCGACGCCGCCGUCAACGGAGGAAUCGCUAGAUACCAGGAAGCGUUCUUCGAUAAAGAGUACAUUAGCAGUCACCCGGAGGAUACAGAGAAGAUCACCCAACUUAAGGAUCUGAUGCAGGAACAGGUUCAUGUCCUCGGCGUGGGUCUGGCUGUCCACGAGAAACUGGUGCAUCCAGAAAUGCGUCCCCUGCACAAGAAGCUGAUCGAUCAGUUCCAGAUGAUGAGGAGCAGCCUCUGUCAUUGUUUCUAUGUGGCCCUGCAGGGUCUGCCCGGUCUGGAUAAAUUGAGUCCGGCCUGCUCAGGGUCCAGCACCCCACGCAGCAUCCUCGCCACCCAGAGUCCCAUGAGUCCUGAGAGUAUUAAGCUCAUGCACCGGCACAGCCCUCUGAAUGUGUUGGGAUCUGUCCGCCACUCCUCCUCUUCUCUCUCCUCUCACACUUCCAGUGAGAUGGGAAACCUGCUCAUCCUGACGGACGGUAUGAUGGAGCACCCGGAGGACCUCUACCGCAUGCAGCCCAGUCCAUCAUCGUCCAGUUUGAGUUCGACGCAUUCAGCUCCGUCUCAGAUGAUCAACUCAGGGCACGGCAGCAUCAGGGUUGGGUCCCCAUCACUACCUGACAGAUACAGACACAGCCGAGAGAUGCUAAUGCUCUUACCGCCGCACAGGGACCGUCCCAGCAGUGCCAUGUACCCCAACAUGACCGAGAACGGACAGCCUACUAACCAUCAGAGGGCUCUUUACCAUCAGGUCAUUGGUCCCUGCAAACCCUGCAGUGACCCCAAUCUCUCUGUGGCUGAUAAAGUGUUGACAGCUCCCAGCAGCUGGAGUUUGGACAGUGGCACCAGGGACACUCUGCUGUUCCUCUCUGCUCAUGUCGGGAGUGUGAUGGCCCCACCAGUUCCCCCCCGCACCCUCCCUCCCGGACACUUCUCGAUGCACUUUGAUGCUUUCCACCACCAGAUCAACGAACUCCCUCCAGCUCUCCCUGCGCGCUCUUUAAGAAAGUCACCCCUGCACCCUAUACCUGCCUCACCCACCAGUCCACAGUCGGGCCUGGAUGGCAGUAACUCCACCUUGUCUGGCAGCGCCAGCAGUGGCGUCUCCUCUUUGAGUGAGAGCAACUUUGCCCAGUCCUCCUCUGAGCCUCCAGCUCGAGCUGACACCUUGGACUCAAUGCCGAGCAGCCAGGCCUGGACCACGGACACGGAGGAAGCCGAGAGUCCCUACUUCCCUGUACGCUACAGCAUCUCAGAGCCUGAAGUUCUGGACCCUCUCAAGCCCGCUCCUUGCCGUAGUCACUCAGCCCCAUUGGGCGUAACCCCAGGGAUGCCCACUGACGGACACCACCAUCAUCACCUCCAUCUCCGCCAUCACCACCCACAUGCAAUACACAUAACCCACCCACACUACCACCACCAUGAGCCAGCACCAGCUCUGCCUCCCAAACCUUACCUGAGGGAAGGGUGUAUUCCUGAAGAGGACCUGAGGCCGGUUCCAAGGCCAGUGCCCCGCAAGAUCUCCCAGCCUCUGCUCACUAACAAGGACGAGCAGGCCAAGGUGGCCUGGGAACAUGGCAUUAGUGAAGAAUAGAUGAAUAACAAGGUUCACCUUGGACUGUUGGUUUUGGUGUGAUAGGUGGUUGGGUUUUGGGAAAGUCCCAAGAAAGGACUGGGUUUGAAACUCUACAUCUCAUGUAUCCAUUGCAGGUCUUUGAAACCUCUCAAGAAGUGCUUGACAUGUUGCUGAGCUUCUACGUGCUAGUGAGACUUUUUGUUUUUUGCCUAGCAAUUGGGAGUUACCCAGGAAUCUGGGAGUUCAAACUGCUUGUAGAGCCCAAGCUACUUCCCCUCAUUAGUAUCAGUACAUUGAUUGGAUAAUGCAGAUAUGGUAGGAAUUUCAGAUGAAACAGGAAGCACAUGAUCAGAUUCAGGUGUACUAGAUCCGAACGUUUUAUGUCUUCAGAGAUAGAUACACCUCUUGUCAAGGUCUACAGCUUGUAAACACUUUAUAGUCAUAAUUACAAUAGCUUUGAUUGACAUCAUACACCUUAAAAAAGAGUUGAUAAACCUUUCCAAUAGACGUAAUUCAGUUCUGGUGGGUUUGCACUUUAGCACUUAACCUCGGAGCACCACAAACCUUAUUAGUUUUGUCUAUUUUUAUUAAAUUAUUUACAAGAUAAUGUAGAAAGUGGUCAAAAGUGGAUCCUUAGUGGCUAAAAUUGAAAAAGUUAACUUUUGAAGCCCACAUAAGUGUGGAUUUCAGGUGAUCUCUGAGGACGUUUAAAGCUAUCAUCAUUGACUAAGCAUUUCUUCAUUUCUUCUGACAAGAUACUUCCCAAUCCAAUUAUUAACACAGGAGUUGAUAUAACAUGCUAACACUUCAUUACAGACAUAAAAACAUUUAACAGAACGUCUGUUACCUCCUGCACAGUUGUGGGAAGCUUCUUCUCACAGAGAAUCUGCACUAAUGUGACAGUAAGAGGCUUUCACAAUCUUUGUAAAGCCUCAUUACACCCACAAUAUUGUCGUGCUGUGAAAGCAAAUCAGCCACUCUGAGCGCUACUGUAACGCUAAUAACACAACAGCCAAAGUGCUGUUAAAUCAUAGCCAUUUCACAGAUCUCUCCUCACAGUAAAGCGGCUUUUGGUCUCAGUAGGUUCCUUUGGGAAUUGAUUUCUGUUCCUCCAAGUUGACAGUUUUCAUAAAGAAGUAUAUUUUUAGAUAGAGCUGUUAUAAAAUUCCAAGAGUUUAAUAUAAUUGUAUUGUAUAAAAAAUACAAAAAGAGAGUUAGAAUAAAUACAGCGUAGAUUAUAUCAUAUACUAUAUUGCUAUGAAAGAUUAUAUCACACAUUUUUAAAGGCGCAAAGGAGGCAAGAUUCAUGAGUGUGUUUUAUGUUGUGAGUUGAGUGAGUCUUUCAGCUUUUGAUAGAUGCAAAUUCGGUAUCUGAUGGUGUUUCCAUAUUAACUUCUGACGACUUGAAAGUAUGUGUUAUUUAAAAAGCUGAUUUUAAUGUACAAUGUGCAUGUUCUCUUCAAUGGUGGAGAUAAUAUUACCCUACAUCACUUGAAGGGAGGGUCUGGAAGAGAUAUUGCUUGUACUGUAUAUCUACACAUCAUCAUCCACAGCAUUAUUAUCUAGCAUUUAAUGUCUUCUGCAAAUGUUAAUUAUAUCUGCUUUAAGCAACACACUACAUAUUGAUUGGCAGAAAUCAUAAAUCAUAAAUCUGCCAGCCAAUUUUAAUUAAAUUUUCCAAAGGAAAGCAAGAAAAUGCAUCCAAUAGAGCGACAAGUAUAAAAUAUAUACUGUUAAUGUUAAUCUUAGUUUGUCAGUCGGUCUGUGUCAUGCUGACUAGACCCGCCCACAGUGCAAUCUCACUGGUCCAAAUUCCUGCUCCAAAAAAGGGAUUUAUUGUGAUUGGUUGAGACUGCAUUGGACUUUUUUUAUUUAAUUUUUUUUUACCUGGUUAGGCAUAUAUUUUAUUGAAUUAUAAUUUAAAAUUAACUGAUUUUUUUUAAUUAUUACUUUUAUGGGUAUUGUGCCGUUUCAUUUCAUAAGCCCUACUCAAAUGUACGAUGUGGUUUAAUUUGAUUUUAUAUCACUUAAGGAAAUAUGUUAUGGGUUUGAAAAGUACUUUUUUUUUUGUUUGUUAAAUGUUCUGGAAUAGAAACACAAAAGUAUAUACUUAAGGCUGCUUUUAGUAUAAAAUGUACUUCAACCCCAAUCCUUGAAGAAUAUUAAAAGCAAGAGGCAAGUUUUAGGCAAGCCGGCAUUUUGUGUGCUUUUGUAAAAUCAAGACUGUACUGUUCAUGGCAGGAUAUGUUCAGAGAGAAAUGCAUGUUAUCUUAAAAGCAAUGACUGAUAGUUCAUCACUAAAGGCCUUUUUAUGGUCAGAGAGAGCAAAUACGUGCAAAUGUUUUGAUAGAGGACCUUCUUUAAAUGUGGGAAUCUCUCAUUCAUUACAUUAAUAAUAUUCCUGUCUUUUUCAUAGUCAGACAUAAACUGCAAUUGUAUCUCUAUUCAGUCUAUUAAUUUGUAUGCACUUCCUCCUGAAGUAAAACUUAGAUAACUGGUGAUGCAUUUGUAGAUUAUAAUUUUUUUUAUUAUUAUUAUUAUAUAAUUUUUACUUAAUUAUAAAAUGAUGAAGUAAGAGUGUUAUGUCUCCACUGACAUAGAAAUGGUUUAAAUGAUGAAUUCUUGAUUAUUUUUUAUAUUAACCUAAAUAUUUUAAGGUUAAUUGAGACAAUAUAAACCAUUUUUUUACACAUUAAAUAUUCAGUGAUCAGGGAAGGAACUGUAAUCUAUGCAAAGAUCGAGUGUUAUAAGAAAGUGUAUAAGUGAUGGCCCAUUCUUUCAAAAUAAGCACUGAUAAACUAAAAAGCAUUAAUAUUUAUUGUUUUGAGCAUUUAUAAUAACGGCUUUCUAAAUAUUUUGCAUGUAAAUACGGACUGAUGGAUACUGUGUGUCUUGUAAUCAUUCACCAACACAAUUUUGCUUGCAUAUCCAAGCAAAAAAAAAACUAAACAAAAAAAAAAAAGUUCAAACGUAUUAUAAUCACAAUUCAUCUAAUGAAAGGUACUCAUUCGGCACAAGUAAUCAUGUACAGAACAAGUGUACAUAUUUUACAUGUUUGAUAACUCCAUGGAGGCAAACUGACAGUUUUGGAUUCAGAGUUUCAGACUGAGGGUGACAUUUUUUUUUUUUUUUACAUGACGAGGUUGCCCUGAUCAGCAUCUAUAAUUCAAUACCAGAUUAAUACUUCUGAUCAUGUAUACAGCGAGAAGUGUGAAUUGCAAAUUAAGUAUUGGGUUUGAUUUCCUGUAUUUUGCUGAAAGGAUUGAUCAUCAUUUACUGUAAAAGGAACAUUGCUGGUAAUCUAAGAUGAAAUGAGUGAGCAAAGGGGAAACUUUUUUUUGUCUCUGUACAUUUGGAAAAACAGAGUAAAGAGGGGUACUAAACACUGGUCUGCAUUACAGUUCGUAUUACACCAUGUUUGGCUUUAUUUCGUGUAUAUACUCCUUCAAAAGCUUUGUAUUUAUAUGGUCAAGAGGGACAAAUCAUGUAUAGACUGAGAUUAAUGGUCUGCCUUGUACUUUCUGAUGUAAAUGUGUUUUUAAAACUAAACUGCGAACAUGAAAAGAAAAAAAAAAAUCUUUCAAUGGCCUAAUCACUACAGUUAUUUUGUGUAUUUUGCAUUGAAAUCUAAAGAGCGUUUUUGUUUUACCAUGCAGAACUACAAAAACCUUUGUACAAGUAUUCUCAAAGUAUUUUUUCUGUAUAUAUUGUGCUAGCAUGAAUAAAUGUGGUGUGGAUUUUAGAUGUAAAUACACACUUUUUUUUUUUUUUUCCUACUCACUUAACCGCUGUGACGUGUAAUUCAUUAAUAAUGCCUACUAUUAAAGAUCAAGUUUUAUCGA
This is a messenger RNA of Carassius gibelio (silver crucian carp), 10467 nucleotides long. RefSeq names its product dedicator of cytokinesis protein 3. Gene Ontology annotation, cellular component: cytoplasm; plasma membrane. Bases 413 to 6643 code for a protein of 2076 amino acids. Gene Ontology annotation, biological process: small GTPase-mediated signal transduction. Gene Ontology annotation, molecular function: small GTPase binding; guanyl-nucleotide exchange factor activity. The record is from RefSeq and is a predicted model, not a curated record. The transcript has 54 exons. Lineage: Eukaryota; Metazoa; Chordata; Actinopteri; Cypriniformes; Cyprinidae.